GUGGUGGUGCCAAUAAAGGAAAAACGACGAACAAAAAACCUGCGGAUAAUGGUUUGUUUAACAUUGAAUCCGUGUUCUUGGAGGGAGAAUCAAGUUCAGGAAAGACGGGAAAAUUGAAGGCAGCAAAUAGUGUUAAGGUUAGACAUAUUUUAUGUGAAAAACAUUCAAAGGCUAUGGAAGCGCUGAAUAAAUUGACAGUGGACAGAAUAAGAUUUGAUAAGGCAAGACUACAUGAUUUUUGUAAAAAUUCGCGCGAUACAUCCGAAAAUUUUAAUUCUACAAAGCAGGUUGCGGAAGAUUAUAGCGAAGAUAAAGCGAAGCAAGGAGGAAGUUUGGGAUGGAUGGUUCGAGGAUCAAUGGUCGGUGCGUUCCAAGAAGCAGCUUUUGCACUACAACCAAGUACCUUAGAUAACCCAAUAGUUACUAAUCCGCCGAUAAAAACGCAGUUUGGUUAUCAUAUCAUCAUGGUGGAGGAUCGGAAAUAG
Messenger RNA from Acaulospora morrowiae, 485 nucleotides. Lineage: Eukaryota; Fungi; Glomeromycota; Glomeromycetes; Diversisporales; Acaulosporaceae. The record is from the annotation of a GenBank genome assembly.